Anoplophora glabripennis (Asian longhorned beetle) is the source of this 749-nucleotide messenger RNA. RefSeq lists its product as uncharacterized. The record is from RefSeq and is a predicted model, not a curated record. NCBI's taxonomy places the organism in Eukaryota, Metazoa, Arthropoda, Insecta, Coleoptera, Cerambycidae. Bases 234 to 749 code for a protein of 171 amino acids. The transcript has 3 exons.
UUACAGUUCUCAAAGAAUAACUAUGUAACAUUAUUUUAGCUGACAUCAAAGAGUUAAGUCACCUGUACAGUUCAACGGAAUUCGCCGGAUGUUCGUAUUACUGUGUAAGUUGCAAGAAUUUGAUAUAUAAGCUUACUGAAUUCGUUAAAUAUUAUUCAGUCUUCUACCAGCCAGUCUUCUACAAGCUGAGUAACAACAACGUCUUGUACUAAAGUCAAUUUUUUAAUAUCAUCAUGUGCUCAUCUCUAUCUGAAGAGGCCCGCCUGGAGCUACAAGAGAUGUGCGAGGAAAGUGGUCCUGCAAUCGACGCCGCCAUAAAUGAAGCAAUAUCUGAUGAACAACUUGAUUUCGCCAUCGACGCAAUUAUCGAUAUGGAGGCUUCGGUGCCAAGCGGUUCAUCAAAGGCGGCGGCGGCGGCUAAAAGAAAGAUAGAGGAUGACGAUGAUGAUGAUUUUCAAAAUCCUCCGGCAUCUCACGAAGCUCCACUUCCUUCCAGAGGCAAAAAUAUGCAUCUGGCAAGGAAGAACAUGAGGCCAUCUUCGUCCGUCCGGUCGCUGUCACCAACGCUGUCCACCUCUUCAUCCACCACCUCGGACGAUUCCGAGGAUUGGUUAGAAAUUAUAAAUGAAGAGUUGCAGCGGAGGGCGGAAUUCCGUCAGCGAGUGGACGGAAAAAUGAAUAAUAUAAAGAAGAAAAUUAAAAGCACCGAAGACCUCAUACCCCGCGCCAAGGGGGAAAAAAGUCACUGA